This is a messenger RNA of Colletotrichum chrysophilum, 759 nucleotides long. RefSeq lists its product as uncharacterized. The record is from RefSeq and is a predicted model, not a curated record. The transcript has 2 exons. The coding region runs from base 1 to 759 and encodes 252 amino acids. Lineage: Eukaryota; Fungi; Ascomycota; Sordariomycetes; Glomerellales; Glomerellaceae.
AUGUCUUCCAAGCCAGUCAUAGUACUCACGCCGGGAGCAUGGCACUCCCCCGAGUCCUUUGAAGUCUUCCAGACCGAACUCCACCAGAGGGGGUGGGAGACUAGGACCACAACGAACGUUUCCGUCGGCGCCGAGCCUCCCACAAAGGGCAUGUUCGACGACGCGGCUUCCGCUCACGCUGUUAUUGAGGAGCUGGCAGACCAGGGGAGGCAGGUCGUCGUAGUGGCACACUCAUACGGCGGUAUCGUGGGCGCCCAGGCUGUCAAGGGCCUCGGGUACAAGCAGCGUGCCGCGGAGGGCAAGGCCGGUGGCGUCAUCGUAUUCGUGUACGUUGCCGCCUUCGUGGCGCCGACUGGAACCGGUGUAUGGGAUCUGACAAGGAACGAGACUCAGCCAUGGAUGAGAAUCGAGGACGGCAAGAUCUUCGUGAACAACCCCGAGCAAGUCUUCUACCAAGACGUCUCGCCCGAGAUCACCUCAAAGUGCGUCGGCAUGCUCAAGCACCAGACCGUCAAGGCGUUCGAGGAGCGCGUGACCUAUGAGCCGUGGCACGACAUUCCCUGCGCGUACAUCGCAUGCGAGGACGACCACGCGAUCCCGUUCUUCGCGCAGGAGAUGAUGUCGCAGGCGCUGGGUCCGGACGCGCUGAAGGUCACGUUCAAGGAGACGUCGCAUUCGCCGUUCUUGUCGAGGACCGCGGAGACGGCGGAGUUUGUUGAGAGGGCGGCGAGGAAGGGAGUGGAGGCUGUUGCGGCAUGA